AAUCAAACUUGGCCAGGUCUACAGAAGGACUUGGACAGAGGCAGAAAACCAUGCCCCUCCAGGAGGGUGUAAGGGAGAAGAUACAGGGUCAGAGAGAUAGGAGAGGAAGGAAAAAAGAGGAACGCGCAUGCAUGGAACCUCAUUAAAUCCUCAUCCUUAUCCUCAUCCUGGCAGGCUGAUCUUAUGGACUCUAUUUUACUGAUAUGGAAACUGAGGCUCAGGCUAAGUUACUUUCUCAAGUUUGCAGAACUAGUAAGUGGUAGACAGGAUUGGCUCCACAACCCCACUAUUUUGUCUAACCCUGGCUGCCCCAUUGCAGGGCUAGAAGUGGCCCUCACAGACCUCCAGAGCUCCAGAAAUAAUGUGCAGCACCACACGGAGGAGAUCACUGUGGACCACCUGCUUGUUCGCCGGGGCCAGGCCUUCAACCUCACCCUGUACUUCAGGAACCGGGGCUUCCAGCCAGGCCUGGACAACAUCAUCUUCGUGGUUGAGACUGGACCGCUGCCAGACCUGGCCUUGGGGACUCGGGCUGUGUUCAGCCUGGCACGCCAUCACAGCCCCAGCCCCUGGAUUGCCUGGCUGGAGACCAAUGGGGCCACCUCCACAGAGGUGAGCUUGUGCGCUCCUCCCACGGCGGCCGUGGGUCGGUACCUCUUGAAAAUCCACAUCGACUCCUUCCAGGGGUCUGUGACGGCCUACCAGCUAGGGGAGUUCAUCCUGCUUUUCAAUCCCUGGUGCCCAGAGGAUGCUGUCUACUUGGACAGUGAACCCCAGAGGCAGGAGUAUGUCAUGAAUGAUUAUGGCUUCAUCUACCAAGGCAGCAAGAACUGGAUCCGCCCAUGUCCCUGGAACUAUGGACAGUUUGAAGACAAAAUCAUAGACAUCUGCCUGAAGCUGCUAGACAAGAGCCUGCACUUCCAGACUGACCCAGCCACAGACUGUGCUCUGCGGGGAAGCCCCGUCUACGUCAGCAGAGUGGUGUGUGCCAUGAUCAACAGCAAUGAUGAUAAUGGGGUGCUCAAUGGAAAAUGGAGUGAGAAUUACACAGAUGGCGCCAACCCUGCGGAGUGGACGGGCAGUGUGGCCAUCCUGAAGCAGUGGAACGCCACAGGCUGCCAGCCCGUGCGCUACGGGCAAUGCUGGGUCUUUGCUGCCGUCAUGUGCACAGUGAUGAGGUGUCUGGGGAUCCCUACCCGUGUGAUCACCAACUUCGACUCUGGCCACGAUACAGAUGGAAACCUGAUCAUAGAUGAGUAUUACGACAACACAGGCAGGAUUUUGGGGAAUAAGAAGAAGGAUACUAUCUGGAACUUCCAUGUCUGGAAUGAGUGCUGGAUGGCCCGGAAGGAUCUGCCCCCUGGAUAUGGAGGCUGGCAGGUGCUGGACGCCACACCUCAGGAGAUGAGCAACGGCAUCUACUGCUGUGGCCCUGCCUCUGUCAGAGCCAUCAAAGAAGGAGAAGUGGACCUGAACUAUGACACGCCCUUUGUGUUUUCGAUGGUGAAUGCUGACUGCAUGUCCUGGCUCGUUCAGGGAGGGAAGGAGCAGAAGCUUCACCAGGACACGAGUUCUGUUGGCAAUUUUAUCAGCACAAAGAGCAUCCAGAGUGACGAGCGGGAUGACAUCACAGAGAACUACAAGUAUGAAGAAGGAUCCCUCCAGGAGAGGCAGGUGUUUCUGAAGGCUCUGCAGAAGCUGAAGGCUAGAAGCUUCCAUGGCUCCCAAAGAGGAGCAGAGUUGCAACCUUCUGGGCCCACAUCACUGAGCCAGGACAGCCCUCGGAGCCUGCAUACACCUUCCCUUCGACCCAGUGAUGUGGUGCAAGUCUCCCUGAAAUUCAAGCUGCUCGACCCGCCCAACAUGGGCCAGGAUAUAUGCUUUGUCCUGCUGGCCCUCAACAUGUCCUCCCAGUUCAAGGACCUCAAAGUGAACCUGAGUGCCCAGUCUCUGCUGCACGAUGGCAGCCCCCUGUCCCCAUUCUGGCAGGACACAGCAUUCAUCACACUCUCUCCUAAAGAAGCAAAGACCUACCCCUGCAAAAUCUCCUAUUCCCAGUACAGCCAGUACCUGUCAACAGACAAGCUGAUCCGCAUCAGUGCCCUGGGUGAAGAGAAAAGCAGUCCUGAGAAAAUCCUGGUGAACAAGAUCAUCACCUUAUCUUAUCCAAGCAUCACGAUUAAUGUUCUAGGAGCAGCCGUUGUGAACCAGCCACUCUCCAUACAGGUGAUAUUUUCAAACCCCCUCUCGGAGCAGGUUGAGGACUGUGUGCUGACUGUGGAAGGAAGUGGCCUCUUCAAGAAACAGCAGAAAGUCUUCCUUGGAGUCCUCAAACCCCAACACCGAGCGAGCAUCAUUCUGGAGACCGUCCCCUUCAAGAGUGGACAAAGGCAGAUCCAAGCUAAUAUGAGAAGCAACAAGUUUAAGGACAUUAAGGGUUACAGGAAUGUUUAUGUAGACUUUGCAUUAUAAAUUCUGGAACAACGCGCCAGAUGUGUGAAUUUCAAGCUUCAGGAAAAGGAGCAAGUUCAAAUGCAAGCUGCGCCAUUCCCCACCACAACAGAGGCUUCACAGGGCUCCAGCAAGAGCCGCAGAGGGGAUGACGUGUUCAUUUUCUGUCUCCCCUGACUCCACUAGAAAUUUAAGCUCCAUGAGGGCAAAGACUUUGCUUUGUUUACUACCCCUAUACUCAGAACCAUUUCUGGCAUAUGCUAGGCACUCAAUAAAUAUUUUUUGAAUGAA
This is a messenger RNA of Pan troglodytes (chimpanzee), 2742 nucleotides long. RefSeq names its product transglutaminase 5 (gene TGM5). Gene Ontology annotation, biological process: peptide cross-linking. The record is from RefSeq and is a predicted model, not a curated record. Gene Ontology annotation, molecular function: protein-glutamine gamma-glutamyltransferase activity. The transcript is spliced from 12 exons. NCBI's taxonomy places the organism in Eukaryota, Metazoa, Chordata, Mammalia, Primates, Hominidae. The coding region runs from base 184 to 2472 and encodes 762 amino acids.